Molecule: messenger RNA, 1787 nt
Organism: Maniola jurtina (meadow brown)
Lineage: Eukaryota; Metazoa; Arthropoda; Insecta; Lepidoptera; Nymphalidae
Gene: Mtnr
Product: histamine H2 receptor-like
Exons: 5
Coding region: 330-1454 (374 amino acids)
Biological process (GO): G protein-coupled receptor signaling pathway
Cellular component (GO): membrane
Molecular function (GO): G protein-coupled receptor activity
Source: RefSeq, a predicted model, not a curated record
AGGCGGUAGAUUAGAAGACAUAAGUAUUUAAAGCAUACAACUUUUGAACAUUUCUGGUGCUAGAAUUCUGUAACAGUUUUAUAUUUUAUAGUGUCAUUGAACAAGGUGUUUUGUAUAGAAUCCAGGUGACUUUAUCAAUAGGAAUAAUUAGCAAAGUGAUGAACUGAUUUUAUAAUAACAUCGAGUUGUUAAAUACUAAUAGGUUAAAAUCUCUGGUUGGAAAAGUUAACACCAACGCGGCGCGGCGCAGGACACUCUUCGAGAGCUACCGCGCAUCAUCAUAGCGUCAUUUUGAAAACGCAGCAGUCAACCCUAGACUCUGUUGCAGUAUGUCCGAUGCAACAAAGCAACCCGGCGUUAGCCACUGGGCUGAAAAUACAACAAACAUCAUAAAUCCUAUGAUCGGGAUUCACAAUGGAAGCUUGGCGAGUUACUCCAGAAUCUACUCACCCUUGAUCAUGUCUAACGAGUGGCCGAAGAUUGGCCGUCUGCUCUUCAUACUUUUUUGUUGUUGCUUUGGAAGCAUUAUGAACGGGUUCUUCAUUUCGUCGUUUUUUGUGGAGCGCACAUUGAAGAGAAUCGGGAACACCUACCUUGCGUGCGCUGGACUUGCAGACAUGUUGAUCACGGCUGGUGUGAUGCCGGUUAGUGCGGUGGUGUUGCUCUCGGGACAAUGGGACAACUUGCUUGUCUGCAGAACUGCACAAAUUGCUGUAGAAACAGCUACCUACGCAUACAGCUGGUUUUUCUUGAUGGUAGGCGUUGAAAAUUUCUUCAGAAUCUGCAGAACAGCGGACUACGUUAUUUUUAUCUAUUUGCGAAUCGGUCUCAUAUCCAUAUUGAUAUUCUGCCUUAGUUUUACUCUCGCGGCUGUUGGUGUUUUAUUAGAUUUAGACUACGACUAUUGCGCACGACGUUCGUUCGGUAACCCUUCCUUCAGGAUCUGCACGUCGGUUCUCUUUUAUGGAGUAUUUACCAUAUCGACUCUAGCCUGCUUAAUAGCUACUAUCAUGAGACUCAAACGUCGUGCACGGGAAGAAGUACAAUACAAACGAUCUCGGCUUUACAAACGUGAAUAUUCAUUUACAGCAUCGAACUUAACGGCCUAUGUAUUGUUUGUCGUUUCAUGGAUCCCUUACUGGGUCAUUGUCAAUGAGUUCCCUAGCACCAGCGAUGCUCAAUACUACAACACUGUCUGGAUAGGCUUGUUUAGAUCAGUUUUUGUUAGUUUUAUAUACGGAAUCACCAACAGAAAUUUCAGACGCGCCUAUGGUCAAUUAUUUAAUUAUUGUUGCUGUAAGAGCACUCUCUCAAGUUCGUUUAUUAGUCGACACAGGAGGCCACUAGAACUACAAUCUACGACAGGCGACACUGGAGUUAAUAUCAUGGAUGCACCCAUUAACAGCAACAGCCCACACCAGGAUGCUUUGAUAUUACAAGAAACGGAACUAUAAAUUCAAAAAAAAAAAUAGUUUCUGUAAUCAUUUAAAAUUAGUGAAUAAGUAGGUUUAAGUAAUACGAAAAAUCCACAAAUCGAUAACUGUAAAUAUACACAAAAAUAUGUACAUAAAAAUGGGGUAUUCUUUUGCUGGCGACUAACAAAUUAGGCGGCAACUAAAAACGGUGAAAAAUAAACUGGCAGUGUUUAACUUUUUUUGCGACAAAUAAAUAGCCAUUUAAACUUCGGCUUCAUAAAAAUGAUAUAAAAACGGCGGAAGCAAAUAUAUUAAAACAGAUGGAAAUAUAAGGUCGGGUCUCAUAAAUAUUGACUUGGCGACUAAUAUAUA